Molecule: messenger RNA, 1118 nt
Organism: Cryptomeria japonica (Japanese cedar)
Lineage: Eukaryota; Viridiplantae; Streptophyta; Pinopsida; Cupressales; Cupressaceae
Product: monothiol glutaredoxin-S10
Exons: 5
Coding region: 84-590 (168 amino acids)
Biological process (GO): cellular response to oxidative stress
Cellular component (GO): cytoplasm
Molecular function (GO): glutathione disulfide oxidoreductase activity
Source: RefSeq, a predicted model, not a curated record
AAGAUCAAAGCUCUUUCUAGAUGCUUACAUUCAACCAAUGGAAAAUAAAGGAUAGGCGCUUUAGUAUUCCACUAAAUUUGUAAAUGGCGUCUCUGAGUUCAUUUUCUGUUGCUACUUCUCCAAGGCUAACAUAUGUCAAUGGAACUAAAGUUUCCAUUGAUUCCUUCAUCACCCAGUUCGUCAGCUGUUCUCCAAUAAAAUUUGUUCCUCCAUCGUUCUUAAAAUAUAACAGAGGCCAUGGCAUUAAAAUCUUGGCUGCUUCAGCAGCUUCUCAAAUGGAAGCAUCCAUUAAGGCAAAGAUAAGCGAGAACCCACUAGUAAUUUACUCUAAAACUCGUUGUUCAUACUGCCGUAGCGUGAAGGCUUUGUUCAAGCGCAUUGGAGUUGAGCCAUUGGUCGUGGAAUUGGACGAUCUAGGACCUUCACAACGACAGAUUCAGAGUGCAUUGCAGAGAUUAACUGGGCAAUCAACUGUUCCUAAUAUUUUCAUUGGUGGGAAGCAUAUUGGUGGCUGUACUGAUACAAUUGUAUUGCAUAGGAAGGGAGAAUUGAUACCCUUACUCUCAGCAGCUGGAUUGAAAGUUAGUUAAUGGCAAGAUCAGCAUAAAAAAUCGAGUAGAUACUUUUCUAGAAGGCGAUUUUCUCAGCAGUUUGUUUUGAUCGAAAUUAUGCACAUCUCUAUAAUGGUCUUCAGCAAGGAUGAUAUUUUAAAUUAGCCCGUGAACUACAUGUAAUGCCAAUUUUAUUCUAUUUCCUUUAGAUAGUUUUCUAAACAGUUUUUGUGCAACAUUGAUCAGUUUUGAUCAUAACAUAUUUAGCUAGAUAUUUUUUGGUAAAUAAUCCCAAGAUAUUUCUCCAUUGUAAAUCAAGAAUGAAGCUGAGAUGUUAUGUGAAACUUAAAAGAGAUUUCAGAAAGGCAUUGCCAUUUCAGCUUCUAUCAUUGUCAGAUGUUUCAGUAGCCAUUGAUCGCUGGCAUUCGAUUUGUAAUUUAGUUGUGAAGAAGAAAAUUAGAUUGUUAACCAAUACUGGCUGAUCAUUAAAGGGGACAAAAUGGAAAAUUUGGUAAAUAACUAAUUCUUUAUAUGAAAGUUAUAAAAUGAUAAAACAAAAUGUAACUA